AGAAAGUCGGGCUGAAGGAGGGGCCGCGAAGAGGGAGGAGGAGGAAGAGGAAAGGGCCGGGCGGCAGCGGCGGCUGUAGGUUGUGCGGCGGCUCUCCCCUGGGCGGACGAUGGACAGCCAGGGCAGGAAGGUGGUGGUGUGCGACAACGGCACCGGGUUUGUGAAGUGUGGAUAUGCAGGCUCUAAUUUUCCAGAACACAUCUUCCCAGCUUUGGUUGGAAGACCUAUUAUCAGAUCAACCACCAAAGUGGGAAACAUUGAAAUCAAGGAUCUAAUGGUUGGUGAUGAGGCAAGUGAAUUACGCUCAAUGUUAGAAGUCAACUACCCUAUGGAAAAUGGCAUAGUCCGAAAUUGGGAUGAUAUGAAACACCUGUGGGACUAUACAUUUGGACCAGAGAAACUUAAUAUAGAUACCAGAAAUUGUAAAAUCUUGCUCACAGAACCACCUAUGAACCCAACUAAAAACAGAGAGAAGAUUGUAGAGGUAAUGUUUGAAACUUACCAGUUUUCUGGUGUGUAUGUAGCCAUCCAGGCAGUUCUUACUUUGUAUGCUCAAGGUUUGUUGACUGGUGUAGUGGUGGACUCUGGCGAUGGGGUAACUCACAUUUGCCCAGUGUAUGAAGGCUUUUCUCUCCCUCACCUUACCAGGAGACUGGAUAUUGCUGGGAGGGAUAUUACCAGAUAUCUUAUCAAGCUGCUUCUGUUGAGAGGAUACGCCUUCAACCAUUCUGCUGAUUUUGAAACUGUUCGCAUGAUUAAAGAAAAGCUGUGCUAUGUGGGAUAUAAUAUUGAGCAAGAACAGAAACUGGCCUUAGAAACCACAGUGUUAGUUGAAUCUUAUACACUCCCGGAUGGUCGCAUUAUCAAAGUUGGGGGAGAGAGAUUUGAAGCACCAGAAGCUUUAUUUCAGCCUCACUUGAUCAACGUAGAGGGAGUAGGUGUUGCUGAAUUGCUUUUUAACACAAUCCAGGCGGCUGACAUUGAUACGAGAUCUGAAUUCUAUAAGCACAUUGUGCUUUCUGGGGGGUCUACUAUGUAUCCUGGGCUGCCAUCACGGUUGGAACGUGAACUUAAACAGCUUUACCUAGAACGAGUUUUAAAAGGAGACGUAGAAAAACUUUCUAAAUUUAAGAUCCGCAUUGAAGACCCACCUCGCAGAAAGCACAUGGUAUUCCUGGGUGGUGCCGUUCUAGCAGAUAUCAUGAAAGACAAAGACAACUUUUGGAUGACCCGACAAGAAUACCAAGAAAAGGGUGUUCGUGUGCUGGAGAAACUUGGUGUUACUGUUCGAUAAACUCUAAAGCUUGUUCCCAUCACAUCCCUAAUGCUUUCCUUUUUCCUUUAUUGCCAAUCUUUGAACUCAUUCAACUCCAUGACAUGGAAGAGGCCUCUCUGUGCCCUUUGACUGGAAAGGUCAGGUUUUAUUCUGGCAUCUUGGGGGUUGGCGGGGGAAGCUUUGUUAAAUUUUUGUUAAUGUGGGUAAAUCUGCCUGUUGAAUUCAACCACUUCCCUGCAAACAGAAACAAGAGGACAAAGGGUCCUGUCUGCUGCACUGUUUCUUCUAAGUAGGCAUUUAGAUCAUUCCUCUAGGCUUCCUAUUUUCACUUUACUGCUCUAAUGCUGCUAGUUUUAGUCUUUAGCACACUAGGUGGUAUGCCUUUAUUAGCAUAAGAAAAACUUUAACCGGAGCUUUCACGUAUUACUGGGGUGGGGGUGGUAAGGGAUGGGUAGGCAGCCCCUGAACCCUAUGUAGCAUUUCCUGUGUAGUAUGGCUCUUUAAACAGUUACUGCUGCAACUUGAAGAACGUAAAGCUUCUCUUUUUAGCAUUUUAGGGAAAUGUUAGGCUCAGAACAAAAGUGUUUUGCUUUGGGUUUUGUGUGGGUUGGGAAGGGGUGGUCUUUUGAUUUUGAUUUUUGAGCUUUUCUGCUCUGGGGUACGUAAGAUGAACUUUAUUUACAGUACUUUCAUUUGGCAGGUUUUCUUCUAUUUUUGGUAUGCCUGGAAAUGUUUCCAUAUGAUAUAAAAAGCAAGUGUAGUAGUCCAUUACUAUGUGGUUUAGGGAUUUAUUUGUUUUUUAAAAUCAACCAUGUCAGCUGGAACUAGACUCCCUAGAAUCUGUCAGUGGAAAAAUAACAUUUAAAAAUGCUUUUGGAAAUUCAAGUUACAGAUUUAAAAGUGCUUAAAAGCUGGUAUUUUCUAAAUGCUUCUGUUUAUCCAGAAGCAUUAAUGUAACCCAGUGCCAAGUACCAUUCUUGCAAAUUAUUAUUUUAUAUAACUGACCAGUGCUUAUUUAAUAAAACAAGCAGAACAAAUAGUCACUGGCAGUAGGUUGUAAUUGUUGGGUUAAAAAUAACGUUGGAAUAUGGGACUUGUUGCCAGUUGGGUAAUUUGCAUUAGUUUUUUUGUUUGUUUAUGUUUGCUUUAAUUUGAAACUUGCAAGUGGAAUAAAAUCUAAAGUGUUGGCCCCCCCAAAGAAAUCACGUUUUAAAUUUGUAUUUGUAUUGAAAAACUAAUCAUAAAUGCUAAUUCCAGCCAUCUUUUAUACUUGAAAGAAAAGUUGGUAUUUUCUAAAUGUUAAGCAGACUUUACUGCCUGUAUUAGAAAAUCAUAUUUGUGCAUUCUAUUGUUAUUGCUUGGUAUUUGUUAUCAAAUAAUACCCAGGCGUGAGUUCUUUCUAAAUUUGGAAAAUAAAGUAAAAUAAAAUAAAGUUGUAUCACUGUGAUACAACUUCUUUUUACUUCAUUUUCCAUCACAGUGAAUAGGAAAGGCAGAUUCUGGGGGGAAAAAUGUUUUUCUUUAUUCAAAACAUUCUUUACUAAUAAUGGCUUUGAAAGAAGAAAUUUAAUUUAGGGGUGACUAAAAUCGGAGAAAUUAUUGGCUUUAGAUUCUUUUCUGUGAGAAAAUGUAAAAAAUUAAUUUAUGUGAAAUAAACAGCAAAAGAAGGGUUAGUUCUAAUUAUUGCAGCUUCUGUUAAUAUUAAGUAUUUUUUGUCUGUUUACCUCAAUUUGAACAAGUAAAAGUAGUUUGCCUGCAUGCUGGACAUGCUUCAGUACAGAUGACUAGCCUAUGAAUAACAGCUACUAGAUUUUAGGGAUGUGGAUCUCAGAGUCACUUUGGAAUGCUAAAGUGUUCCUAAAUCAUGUUUUUAAUAAAUACUCCCAGCCUUUUGAGUACUGGGCUUGUUAGAGGACACAUAUGUAGGACCUUACGUAGUAACCACUGGCUGUUCAUUUCAGGUAUAUGGAUUGACUCCUGGCCUUUGGUUGUGAAUUAAAAAACAUGGGGGUAGAAAACAACAAAGAAUGGGAUGGACUCAAAUGAAACAAUGAAAAAGCAUUUAUCAUUUGUCCCUUGAAAGUAGAAUUUGGUUUUAAUUUCAUAAUUCUCCUAGCAAACAUGACAGUUAAAAUGGUGUAUUAAUAUAUAUAUAUAUAUAGUAUAAUUUAAAAAUUCCAUUUUAUAAUUUUUCUAUUCCAAGUUGAAAUAAUGCCUUUAGUAGUUUUGGGGGUGUAGGAGAGUAUUAUGUUUAAUCAGAGUUGUUGUCAGGUAUGGGUCCCACAGAAAUUUAAAAAUUUUCUUUUUUAAAAGAAAUCUCUUUUCCCUCUUGGAAACCAUUGUCACUUCAAUUUCCAGUAAUUAUUAAAAUUCUUUUAUUUUAAAAUUAGAAUUGUCAAUGCUUUGACCUUUGAGAAGGGUUUCUUAGAAAUAGGUCCUACUUUUAAAUUUUUCUUUAAAAUGUUGUAUUGGAUGUUAACUUUUACAUAGUUCUGAGCACUGUUAACAAUGUCUGGAAAGUAUUUCAAGAGAUCAGUGGAAAGCUAAACAUUCUAAAUUUAACAUGAACACACUUCUUUUUGAUUCAGAAAAUAAAAUUGAAUCAGAUUUUUCAAAGUAAA
This is a messenger RNA of Choloepus didactylus (southern two-toed sloth), 3897 nucleotides long. It is a transcript of the gene ACTR2, whose product is annotated as actin related protein 2. Bases 110 to 1294 code for a protein of 394 amino acids. Gene Ontology annotation, cellular component: actin cortical patch; Arp2/3 protein complex. The record is from RefSeq and is a predicted model, not a curated record. The transcript is spliced from 9 exons. Lineage: Eukaryota; Metazoa; Chordata; Mammalia; Pilosa; Megalonychidae. Gene Ontology annotation, molecular function: actin filament binding. Gene Ontology annotation, biological process: Arp2/3 complex-mediated actin nucleation.